This is a messenger RNA of Limulus polyphemus (Atlantic horseshoe crab), 2325 nucleotides long. It is a transcript of the gene Vti1b, whose product is annotated as vesicle transport through interaction with t-SNAREs homolog 1B-like. Gene Ontology annotation, biological process: intra-Golgi vesicle-mediated transport; regulation of protein localization to plasma membrane; retrograde transport, endosome to Golgi. Gene Ontology annotation, cellular component: SNARE complex; endoplasmic reticulum membrane; ER to Golgi transport vesicle membrane. The transcript has a single exon. The record is from RefSeq and is a predicted model, not a curated record. Bases 231 to 929 code for a protein of 232 amino acids. Gene Ontology annotation, molecular function: SNARE binding; SNAP receptor activity. Lineage: Eukaryota; Metazoa; Arthropoda; Merostomata; Xiphosura; Limulidae.
UGGCUGUACGAACAUGUUAAAUUUAUGUUUGUUCUGGAUUUCUUGGUUAUUGUUUUUGUAGUGUAAUAAACUAAUAUAUCUUGUAAACUUAAGUGUUUGUUACAUCUAAAGUUAAAAUUUCAUGCUUUAUUAUAUAUGUACUUAUAUACGCUUUUUUGAAAUUUUACAAACGUAAAACAAACUGAAGAUAAGGAAGAAGUACUGGAGUGGAGUACAGAAUUAAAUUUAAAAUGUCUUCUCAGAAGUUUGAAAAUCUUGAAGACGACUUCAAAAGUCUUAUAAGCGAAGUUAAUCGUAAAGUUGACAGGUCUCUUAAUCGUGUAUUGGGUGAGCAGAAGAAAUCACUGUUAAGAGAAAUACAGAGAGACUUGGACGAAUUAAGAACAUUAUUAGAUGAAUUAGAAAGUGAAGCAAAAACAGCCCCAAAUCCGUAUAGAAUACAGAUGAUGGCUUGUGUCCGACAGUAUAAACAAGACUUGGAGCAAAUAAAUAAAAAAUGUAUUGGAGUAGGAGGAGGUGCUGCAAUUCGUCAGGAACUGUUUGGAACACAUAAUGUAGGAUCAAAUAGUGCAAGUCAAGGAAUUGGUUUUGAACCCUCUGGUACUCGUACCAAGCUUUUGCAAAUGAAUGAAACAAUUGGUCGAACAACUGAAAGUUUGUCAAGAACUCAUCAAGUUGCAGCAGAAACUGAUCAGGUAGCGGUAGAAGUUGUAGAAGAGUUAGGGACUCAAAGAGAAACACUUCUCAGGACCAAAGAGCGUUUGGUAGACACUGAUGAAAAUCUCACUCGUAGUCGAAAGAUUAUACGUUCUAUGUACAGAAGAGUCAUUACAAAUAAAGUUCUUCUUAUUGUGAUAAUUUUUAUGGAACUGGGAAUUAUUGGUAUUGAAGCAUAUUUCAAAUGGGGUAGAAAGCAUGGUAAAAAUUAAAGAACUGAAAUAUUCUCAAUGUUUGAUUUAAUAUUCCUUUUUUUAAUGCUAUUACUCAUUUCGGUAACAGAAGGAAUGUAUUUAAUUACAUGACAGACUUUUGAUAAUAAGAAAUAUGAUAGUACUAGUAGAAAAAACUAAAACAUUUAUAUGUAUAGGUUUAAAUAUGUAACAUUUCUGUUGGUGUCUUAAAGUUAAAUGUAUAUUAAUUUUGUGGAAUAUGAUGGUUGAAUUCAAUGGAUAUUAGUUCUUGUAUGACAGCUAGACAUAAUUUAAAAAAUACUGCAUUAUUGUGUUCUUUUUUAAUUUGAUAUGAAUCUUGCCUAUCGUUUAAUGAACAGUGUUCUUGAGAGAAUGUAGUGAACAUUAUGUAUUAUACUGGUAUAUUUUCCGUUGAGCCUAAUACAUUUACCAUAUUUGAAAAGUUAAAUAAUUUAAUGAAAAGACUGUUAAAGUGUAUUGAAAUAUCUAAAAAUGAAAACUUGGUACCCAUGAAAAAUUGAAGGAUUAACAUCGAGUUAUUUCAUAUGUGAAAUAGCUUUGUAUCGGAGUUCCCAAUCUGGUUAUUUUUAUUAGUACAUCUAUGUCACUUACAACAUGGAACUUUCUGGUUCAUUCAAAUAAUUCCAAUACAUCAUGUAAAAACUUGAUUUGAAAUGCACUGAUCAGUGAAUUUUUUUUAUUUGAAGGUAUAGAAUAAACUAUUGAAAUGUGUAAGUUAUUAGUACUAUUUACUAUUUUAAGAACAUUAGUUUUGACAUUUAGUAAUUCACAUAAAAUUUCAGUUUCAUGUUUUUUGAAAAUUUAAAAGUGUACUUGUAUAGUGUUAAAACAUCAUAUUCAAAUAAAACAAAUAUUUUGGAAAGAUUGAAGUUAUUUUCAACAAUAUUUGUACACUUCUUUCAAGGUAUUAGAAUGAAUUAGAAAAUAUAACUUUUAACUGAAGUGAUCAAUUUAUAAAAGUUAGUCAAUUUAAGACCAUGAGAGUUGAGGAGAGCUGGCUACUAAACAUUUUAAACUAGUUCUUAACCAUGGCUUGACUCGUUCUUUAUGUGAUAUCUCACAGAGACCUUAGGCCACCAGAAGCAACUGAAAUGCUCUGUACCUAAAAAGAGUGAUUGAUUGUAAUUAUGUAAUUAGAUUCUUAGUACCAUAGCGUUAGCCACUACAUCAUUAAACUUGUAGCUAUCAGUGUUAUGUUUUAAUAAUGUAUUUCAUCCUAACAUGGUACUGCCAAGAAUUAAUCACAUUUGAUGAUGAAUAUGUUACACAGCUUAUUGAAGCAGAACAGUUAUUAGUGUAGAGAUAAAAGAAAGAGUAUUUGAGAAACUGAAGCUUUUUAAAUUCUAAAUACUGUAUUUUUUAAGCUUUAGUGAAAUAAAUAAUUAAAAUUCAA